This is a messenger RNA of Cryptomeria japonica (Japanese cedar), 988 nucleotides long. RefSeq names its product B3 domain-containing protein At5g06250. The record is from RefSeq and is a predicted model, not a curated record. NCBI's taxonomy places the organism in Eukaryota, Viridiplantae, Streptophyta, Pinopsida, Cupressales, Cupressaceae. The transcript has a single exon. Gene Ontology annotation, molecular function: DNA binding. Bases 60 to 653 code for a protein of 197 amino acids.
UGGACGUGAAUUGCUUAGAGCUUAAAGAUCUUCUUAGUACUGCAGAUUUUUUUCGAAUAAUGGCAAACCAAAUUCAAUUAGGUAUUUUUCAGUAUCUAUUCUCGAAAAAAUUGUGUAAAAGUGAUACAGAUAAGCUAUGCAGGAUCAUAAUUGGCAGAGGAAAUGUGCACGCAUAUAUUCUGCCCAGGUUUACAAGCGAACAGAGAGACGACAUUCAUAAGGGAACAGAACAUGAGCUGCGAUGUUUGGACAUUGAUUCAAAUAUGAAGGAGAGCUUUAAGUUUAAGUUCUUAAAAAGCAGCAAGUGUUAUGAGUUGAAGAGUGGGUGGAGUAGAUUUGUAGAGCGGAGACAACUGAAAGUAGGUGAUGUCUUACAUUUUUAUACAAGAAUUGAUACCAAUGAACUAUGUAUAAGAGUAGAACAAGACAUCGACCUUGAACUGAGGCUUGGUUCUUCAAAUGCAGUGUGUGGGAAAAAGAUAAAAAAACCAGAGAAGCUGUAUGGUGAAGGGUCACAGAAGUUAAGGAAGUUGAAACAUGAACAGAGACCAUUAUCCUCAGAGUUGGAUGGUGAAGAGUCAAAAAAGCGAAAGGAGAUCGACCUCGAACUGAGAAUCUCCUCCUCAGAGGCAUCAUGCUCUAAAGAGUUUUAAAAGCUGAAGAACAUGGACUCUCCUCCAUGAAAUGUAAAUGAUGUGUUCUAAGCAAGUAACAAAACUAAAUUAGUCUGUAGAGCCAAAUUUAUAUUUAUUAUUCUCUCAGUUGGUAUCUUUUCAAUGUAUUUAGUACAUUAUUUGAUUUCCUUUUCCUGCUUUUUGGGCAGAAGGGACGGGGAAUUGUCAUGAAUUGUGUCAAUUCAUUAAUGAUUUAAUCAUUCUUUGACAAUUUUGUAAACAUGAGGGCAGAAAUAUUUCAAUGUAUAUGAAAUGUUGAGCACACUUGUGCCACAAAAUUUUCUUCAAUAUGAUUGGUGUGCAACACGCUCACU